This is a messenger RNA of Aedes aegypti (yellow fever mosquito), 1159 nucleotides long. RefSeq lists its product as uncharacterized. The transcript has 2 exons. NCBI's taxonomy places the organism in Eukaryota, Metazoa, Arthropoda, Insecta, Diptera, Culicidae. Gene Ontology annotation, molecular function: chitin binding. Bases 3 to 1082 code for a protein of 359 amino acids. The record is from RefSeq and is a predicted model, not a curated record. Gene Ontology annotation, cellular component: extracellular region.
CCAUGUCUCGUUUAGUAUCGCUGUAUGCAGUGUUUGCAGUUGUUCUAUGCUGGAUUUCAGUGGUCCGUGCUGAUGGCGCAGAGUUUACCUCCGGAAUCCUUCGACCAGCCGCCGAUCCAGCCGAAUACGUCCCCGUGCCUUGCGAUGGAACGAAACCCACGACCUGUCAAUCCUGCAAUUCGAUCCAGGUUUGCGUUCAGGGCAGUACUAACAACUUGAUUCGCACCUGUCCAUCUUCAACGCCCUAUUGCGUCCAGUCCGAUACUGGUGCCUCAUGUCAGUCAUCGCCGGAUUCACAGUGCACGGUCAGUGCGGAAAACGGAUUCGUCUGCACCAGCACUGGAUUUUUCCCAGAUCCCGCUUCCUGCCAGGUCUAUCAUUAUUGUGAACGGGAAGGUGAAGCUGGGGAUACCUAUGACUGCCCCAACGGAUAUCGCUAUAACAGCCAGAGGAAAAUGUGUCAACUGUGGGGUUGGAAUCGUCGUUGCGAUACUGUGAAGUGCGACCCAACGAGUCAGAAUGUCUUCGCGUCAUAUCCGUAUGACGAUGAAUAUUACGUGUACUGUCAGUACGACUACAGCACUGACACCCCAACCUACAAGAAGUCGUACGUCCUGUCCUGUGGAAAAGGAUCCAAGUUCGAUUCCAAAAACCAGGUGUGCAAAUUCCAGUGUCGAAAGGCUGGCUUGUUCGUUAACACGGUCAAUCCCAGUCAGUACUACUCGUGCUAUCGCAAUCGAUUCCAGUGGGAAGCGAAGGUGAACACUUGCUCCAAAGCGAAUUAUAUCUUUGACGAAGAACUCAUGCGAUGCAAAGAAAAUCCUGACGCAGCUGUAACGGAACCUAUGACCGAAACAGAUCAGAAUCAACCGAUAUCAUUAACGAGCAUCGAUAACAAGAUUUCUGGAUCCGGAAGUGCGUCCGAGAAUUCAAACUCAGAUUCAAGUACGGAAAAAGCAACGAAAACUGAAGCAUCAACUGAUACGCCAGCUGUAGCUAUAGUGCAGUCUGAUACGAUUCCUGUGAGGAAAGACUGCCUUUACUUCUUGAAGGAUUUAAUGCUAAAGAAUAACAUUCUUUAGUGAGGAUGAUGAAAGUCUUGAAAGCUUGCGUGAAGUACUGUUAGUAUAGAUUAAUUAAUUUAUUUAUUUAUAUUCUU